CAACAACAACAACAACACUCUCCUCCUCCUCCUACUGCCACUACUACUACUUCCCCUCCUCCUCCUACUGCUGCUGCUGCUACUGCUAUUACUUCUCCUCGUCUUCCUCCUCCUCCUCCACCUUUUCUUCGGCAACAACAACAACAGCUUCUCUCUCCUCCAUACAUUCCAGCAUUUUUGCAGGAUUUGGAGGAUGUUGAGAUGGAUGUUGUUGAGGAAGCAGUGGACAUGGAAUGGGAGACGGGCGAUGAAAGGGACAUGUUGUGGGAUCCCACUCCCCAUCUUGUCCCGGUCUACUGGCCAUAUUACGGUCCAUGAAUGCUUUCUUUCCUUUUAACUUUCUUUGCUAUUGCAGUACCGUCUUCCUGCUUAUACCGCCACUUUUCCUCCGCCAUCCCAAAACUUCUUCCGUUUCCGCCAACCUACUUAUUUAUUUAUUUAUUGACAAAGCGCCUUCGGGCGCUUCUUACUGGAUUCAAUGUCCAGAAAAAGACGAGAACCGUCUUCACUGUGGCAAAGGCAAUUUUGAAGUUUUGAGGAGGUAGAUCUUUUCAUUACAGUUUUGAAGGAGCAAUGGUGGCCGACCUGUGUGCGGCGCAGCGCCGGCGCCCCAGCAGAUGAUACUCCAAGGCCCAUGGCAAAGUGUUGCGAUGGUAUAACAUCGGACACUGACGUCCAUGCUGCAUGCGUUCCAGCGUGUGUCAUGUAUUGUGUGGUAAG
Zychaea mexicana is the source of this 720-nucleotide messenger RNA. RefSeq lists its product as uncharacterized. The transcript is spliced from 7 exons. The record is from RefSeq and is a predicted model, not a curated record. Bases 315 to 545 code for a protein of 76 amino acids. NCBI's taxonomy places the organism in Eukaryota, Fungi, Mucoromycota, Mucoromycetes, Mucorales, Lichtheimiaceae.